AUGGGCGCUGCGGGAGCCGAGCUGGCCCUGCAGCUGCGGGCAGCGCUGCGGGCCGAGGAGCCGCGGGCCGUGGACCAGCUGCUCCGCCGGGGCGCGGACCCCAACCUGGUGCUGGAGGACGGCGCGGCGGCCGUGCACUUGGCGGCCCGAGCCCGGCGACCCCGGCCAUUGCGCUGCCUGACCGCGCUGCUGCGGGCCGGCGGGGACCCCAACGCACGGUCUGCCGAGGCCCUGACCCCGCUGCACGUGGCUGCCGCCUGGGGCUGCCGCCGGGGCUUGGAGCUGCUGCUGAGACGCGGAGCCGACCCCGAGCUGCAGGACCAGGACGGACUCAGAGCUCUGGACUUGGCCGAACAGCAGGGCCACGAGGCCUGUGUUCGAGUCCUGCAGGGCCUGGCGCCGCCUGUGCGCACCUGGACACCCCUAGUGACCGCCCCGGAGACUCAGCAGCCGGACCCUGACGCACCUCUUUCUCGGACAACCUCUUUUGCACCCCAGCCAGACUCCGCUCAGGGAAUGGGACCCGCCUCCAGCCGGGCCCUGGACAGCCCAGGGCAGCGGGGCAGGGAUGCCCGUGGGGAGGCAGGGCCGGGCUCCCCAAACUGCUGUGCCCACCCCCCGCCGGUCCUCGAGGGCAGCUCGGAGGAUGCCUCCUUCGUCACGGCAGUUGAGGACCCUGUCCCGGGUGCAUCUACACCUGCUGGACGUGGGUCCCUGGACGCUGGGCCAGAGCUGGAACAGGUCGGUGUCCCUGAGAAAGAGCUGGGCGUGCGUCUCCAGGCGCUGACUCUGGACACCCCGUCAGCUCUCCGGGCCCCGAGCCCCGCGAGAGCAUCCUUGGGCACUGAGUCCUGCCUGGACGGUGCCCUGACCGCCCUGUGGCCGGCACAGACGGAGUGCGAGGUGGGUGCUGGGGAGCCCCCGGGUGUCCCCGAGUCGGACCUGGAGCUGUUGCGGGGCUUGCGCGCCCUGGGGGCCACCCCGGGCCCGGUCACGCCCUUCACGCGCCCUCACUAUGUCCGGCGCCUGCAGGAGGCCCGCAUUGCCCGCGGCCCCGACUUCUCCAGGCACAGCCCCGAGCUGGCGGAGGCCCUACGGACCGGCCAGAUCCCUGACGCGCAGGCGGACGAGGACGUACUGACCAGCCAGUUCGAGAGGCCGGAUCUGCGCAGGGCCUGGCGGGGGGGCGUGGCCAAGGCCAGUUUCACCUACUUACUGCUGGACCCCAGGGAGACGCAGGACCUGCCAUCCCGAGCCGCCACCCUGGGCCCCACCGGCCGCCUCCGCACCUUCGUCCGCGCCAUCUUCUAUGUGGGCAAGGGGAGUCGGGCCCGGCCAGAUUCCCACCUGUGGGAAGCCCUGGGCCACCUGGGACGCCCAGGGAGACAGCCCUCCCCGAAGGUGCAGCGGAUCCUGGACAUCUGGGCGGCCGGCCGUGGCGUGGUCUCCCUCCACUGUUUCCAGCACACUGUGGCGGCCGAGGCAUACACCCGGGAGGCCUGCCUGGUGGCGGCGCUAGGGCUCGGAGCGCUGACCAACCAGAAGCAAGGCCAUUGUUAUGGGGUGGCCGCCAGCUGGCCCCUGGCCCGGCGCUGCCGCCUGGGUGUGUAUCUGCUGCAUCGGGCCCUGCACAUCUUCCUGGCCGAGGGUCAGCGAGAGCUUCGGCCUGGGGAUGUCCAGGAGCGAGGCUGAAUGUGGGGCCUCGAACCCAAGGCCAGAGAGGGUAGUGAGCUGCCUA
Molecule: messenger RNA, 1738 nt
Organism: Suncus etruscus (white-toothed pygmy shrew)
Lineage: Eukaryota; Metazoa; Chordata; Mammalia; Eulipotyphla; Soricidae
Gene: ANKLE1
Product: ankyrin repeat and LEM domain containing 1
Exons: 8
Coding region: 1-1692 (563 amino acids)
Molecular function (GO): protein binding; endonuclease activity
Source: RefSeq, a predicted model, not a curated record